AGAUAAAACCUGAAUUUAGAAAUGAAAAGUUUAUUACUGCUUGUUUUUAGGGAACAGUAGUGAAUUUUGUUAAAUUUAAUUGUAUUUAAAUGCUUGGUUUAUCGUUUUUGGGGAGAUACACCAUUUAAACGUAAAUGUAUUUUGAGUGGUUCCAGACAGAAUGUCUGACGAUGCGGAGCAGCAGGCCGAGGAGAUAGAAGUGUUGAAGUCUAUUUACGACGGCGACGAGAACUUUAAGCAAGUCAAUCCUAAAACAUAUCAGUAUAAGUACAUUGAUGGUGAGAAGUCAUUUAUAUUAGAAAUAUCAUGGGGAGACUCAUACCCCACAGAGAAGCCUAACUUUAAUCUGGAAAUCUUUUAUAAUCAACACUUAUUACCAACAGUGAAGGACAAAAUCCUGUCAAUAGUAAAGGAGGAAGCGGAGCAAUGGCUGGGCUGCGCCAUGACCUACACCUUGUUCGAGUGUCUGAAGGAGCGGGCGGGGGAGAUCCUGUCCGAGCAGUCGGAGGAGGCGAUAGUGGCCAGGGUCGAGAAGUUAGUUAUUGAGGACCAAGAGUCGGAGUCGAAGCAGGUGGAGAAGAAGGAGCAGCUGACGAAGGCGCAGAAGCGGCGCGCGUGGGACCGCGCCGAGAUGGGCCGCGCGGGGGAGAGGCCGCGGGGCUGGGACUGGGUCGACAUCGUCAAACACCUCUCGCACGUCCCGCACACACCUACCGCGUAACACACACCUUAGGGACUGGGUCGACACCGUCAAACACCUCUCGCACGUCCCGCACACACCUGCCGCGUAACACACACCUUAGGGACUGGGUCGACAUCGUCAAACACCUCUCGCACGUCCCGCACACACCUACCGCGUAACACACACCUUAGGGACUGGGUCGACAUCGUCAAACACCUCUCGCACGUCCCGCACACACCUACCGCGUAACACACACCUUAGGGACUGGGUCGACAUCGUCAAACACCUCUCGCACGUCCCGCACACACCUACCGCGUAACACACACCUUAGGGACUGGGUCGACAUCGUCAAACACCUCUCGCACGUCCCGCACACACCUACCGCGUAACACACACCUUAGGGACUGGGUCGACAUCGUCAAACACCUCUCGCACGUCCCGCACACACCUACCGCGUAACACACACCUUAGGGACUGGGUCGACACCGUCAAACACCUCUCGCACGUCCCGCACACACCUACCGCGUAACACACAC
Molecule: messenger RNA, 1218 nt
Organism: Cydia amplana
Lineage: Eukaryota; Metazoa; Arthropoda; Insecta; Lepidoptera; Tortricidae
Product: RWD domain-containing protein 4
Exons: 5
Coding region: 161-721 (186 amino acids)
Molecular function (GO): protein binding
Source: RefSeq, a predicted model, not a curated record